Messenger RNA from Papaver somniferum (opium poppy), 1007 nucleotides. RefSeq names its product glucosidase 2 subunit beta-like. The record is from RefSeq and is a predicted model, not a curated record. Gene Ontology annotation, biological process: N-glycan processing. Lineage: Eukaryota; Viridiplantae; Streptophyta; Magnoliopsida; Ranunculales; Papaveraceae. Bases 239 to 916 code for a protein of 225 amino acids. The transcript has 5 exons. Gene Ontology annotation, cellular component: glucosidase II complex.
CAUAACCUAACCUCUAAUCGAUAGAAAGACAUGCGGACAAGGUGAAACCCUAACUGUAACUGUAAGCGUUGUAAACCCUAAUUUUAAGCGGCAACCCUAUAUCACCUUAUAGAUAGAAAGACAGUUGCUUGCUACAGCUCAGUUUGACUUGAACUUAAAGUCUUCACUUAAAGAGUGACAUAGCUACGAUGUGAAUUUCAUCACAGACUAGUCAAGGAAUCGAUCAUCAGGCAAUUUGAUGGAGGUAGUCCUGAUUUUCGUUCCUCUUCUGAUCAUUUCAUUUUUCCAGUCAUCUUCAUCUUCUAUACUCCCAAAAUCACCUUAUCUUGGAAUCCAUCCCGAAGAUGAGAAGUAUUAUUUUGAGUCGCAGUUGAUCCAAUGCAAAGAUGGAUCUAAAUCUUUCACUCGAGAUCGUCUUAAUGAUGGUUUUUGUGAUUGCAUAGAUGGUACCGAUGAGCCUGGUACUCCAGCUUGUCCGAGGAGCAAAUUUUAUUGCAAAAAUGUAGGAAGUACACCACUAACAUUGUUCUCGUCUCGGAUAAAUGAUCGCUUCUGUGACUGUUGUGAUGGAAGCGACGAGUACGAUGGCAGCAUUGAUUGUCCAAAUACAUGCUUCAAAAACGGGAAUGUUGGCAGGAAAAACCAUGAUUAUAUGUCAAGUAGAAUGCAUAUGAGCAGUUUUGAUCUGCAGGGCCGGGAAAAUACAACGAAUCUGGAGGAUCUAAUUCAGAAACUAAAAGAUUUGAAGAUAGUUUUCAUCCUAGAGGUGGUUCUGGUUAGUAUGGUAGCUUUCUAUCUCUUCCGUCAAGACGUGUCCCUAGUCACAAGCGACCAAAGGGACGGUUUGGGACCCCUAACUUAUGAGGGCAGAGGGCUGGCAAGAUUUUUAUUUUCUUCAUUUUGUUCAAUCCUGUAAAUAUAUAUACACAGAAUUCUUGAACAAUGAAUACACGCAAUAGCAAGAUGAUUAAAAGUUUGAAAUUGCGAGGCAUUUGGAAUUGUUUAUA